Molecule: messenger RNA, 1591 nt
Organism: Ostrinia furnacalis (Asian corn borer)
Lineage: Eukaryota; Metazoa; Arthropoda; Insecta; Lepidoptera; Crambidae
Exons: 3
Coding region: 55-1251 (398 amino acids)
Source: RefSeq, a predicted model, not a curated record
UAAACAUAACGAAACACGACAUCUUCUAAGUCAGUACUGCGUAGAGCUAGCAAUAUGACGGACGCGCGCGAACUGUUACUAAGAAAUAUCUUGGAAGAAAUAGCCGUAAAACAAAAAUAUGAAGACCCUGACAUACAAACGUCAGCUAUACCAACCACCGGCUCCAAUUUCACCUCCCAACUCUUCUACGCUUCUAUCAAAUCGGCAGGAAAACAAGAUCUUAACGUAUUCGCAAAAGUCGCCGUCGUCGCGGAAAAACUCCGAGAAGAACUAAAAGCGACCUUGUUCGACAUCGAAAGACACUUUUACACGAAGCUAACGAAGACGUACAAAGAAAUAGAAGACGAGCACAACAUCUCAGAAGAACACAGACUCGUCAUUCCCAAGUAUUACGGAGGCAGCGACACGUAUUUGAAAGAGGUGGUGGUGCUGCAGGACUUGUCAAAACAUGGCUUCAUAACAUAUGACAGGUUUAAGUCCAUUGACUGGGAAUACGCUUCGGCAGCAGUUGAGGAGUUGGCGAAACUCCAUGCAUUGUCCAUAGCAUAUUGGAAGGCAUAUCCAGAAGAUUACGAAGAAGCUAAGAAAAUUUUGAGAAGACAAAUGAUGGAUGAGGAUACACCUGUUACAGCUAUGAUGAAACAAAUGCUGAGCAAUAUGAUACAAAUGGUACGCGAGGAGAAUAGGGCAAAAGUGGAGAAGCUCUUCUUCGAGACGUUUAGUUUCGAGCAGUUCAAGAAGUUCUAUGAACCGUCAGAGAGGCCAGUCAUCAUACACAGUGACUUCAGACAGAGCAACCUGAUGCAUAAAAUAGACAAGGACGGCAAAGUCCAAGUAGUGAUUGUUGACUACCAGACCUUACAUCCAGGACCUGCAACCAACGACUUGCUGUACUUCAUCUUUACGGGGUCAGACGGGGCUUUCCGAGCCAAGUACUUCGACCGGCUUAUUGACCACUACUACGAGCAUAUGGCCGCUGCGUUACGGAGGCUGCACUUGGACCCUGAGGAGGCUUUCCCGAGGGACGUCUUUGAUCAGGAGUUGAAAGAGAUGAUGCCUUUUGGCCUGUUCAUCGCGGGCAUGUUGCUGCCGAUGAUCACCAUAGACACGGCAGACGUGAGCAAAGAUGGCGGCGCGUUUGAGAACGAGAGCUUCGAGACUAUGGCCGAGAUGAUGGGCAAGAGCAACGACUUGAGCACACGAAGGCUGAAUGAAGUUGUGGACGACUAUGUCAAGUGGGGGAUAAUAUAGAAAUAGCUUUUGAACCAAUCAUUUCAAUGUUUUGAACUUCAUUAAAUCCAGACACCCUGCAGGCUACAGAACAGACGUGUAGAGGUAAAGAACAGAAGCGUCGCUCUUCUUCAAGGAAGGUGAUAAGACCUUGCUGAAGAAUUACAGACCCAUCUCGCUUCUGAGUGAUGUCUACAAGCUGUUUUCAAGAGUCAUCACGAACCGUCUCGCUCGUAGGUUCGAUGACUUCCAGUCUCCCGAACACGCCGGAUUCCGAAAAGGUUAUAUUAAAGUAUCUAGUCGUAUCACCAUCGGUUGUAUUAUAGUACCAUCGCCCGACUAAAGAGUUUGUUCGGCUUCC